AGCAGCCAAUCAGGCUUAGCUCUAUGAUAUCGCUUGCGGGUAUUUACCGUCGGGUAAAAGAACAUAGAUUAUAAUUCUGUUGUUUAUCAGAUGAAAUUCGUGCUCUUCCUCUGUGGUCUGGCCAUCGCUGCCGGAAGCGAGUCGUGGGAAAGCUUCAAGUUGACCCAUGGAAAAGCUUACUCCAACGCCAAGGAGGAGCUUUACAGGAAGACCAUUUUCGAGAACAACCUGAAAUUCGUAGCGGAACACAAUGAGCUCUUCCAAAAGGGCGAAGUCACCUUCACCGUUGCUAUGAACAGAUUUGCAGACUUGACCACAGAGGAGUUCGUAGCCCAGAUGACUGGUCUGAAUAGACUGGAGAGGAGAGUUGGCCAGGUGUUCGCUCGCUUCCCGCAGACCCCCAGAGCUGCCGAUGUUGACUGGAGAGACAAGGGAGCUGUCACCCCCGUCAAGGACCAGGGACAGUGCGGAUCCUGCUGGGCAUUCUCUACCACUGGAGCUCUCGAAGGCGCACAUUUCCUCAAAACCGGAACUCUGCCAAGCCUCUCCGAGCAGCAGCUGGUAGAUUGCUCAACAGAAAACAGCGGUUGCAACGGAGGCGUUGUGCAGUGGGCCUAUGACUACCUCAAGUCCUGCGGAGGAAGCGAUAGUGAGGCUUCAUACCCCUAUGAGGCUAUUGACAACACCUGCCGCUUCGAAUCGCAAGAUGUCAUCGCCACCGUCAGUGGUUACGUAGACAUUCCCUUCGGCGAUGAGGAGACCCAGGCUGCUGCCGUCCACGACGCAGGUCCCGUCAGCGUCUGCGUUGAUGCCGGCCACUUGUCCUUCCAGUUGUACGACUCAGGAGUCUACUACGAAGCAAACUGCAACCCCUUGGGCAUCAACCACGCCGUGUUGGCCGUCGGCUACGGAACCGAAGGCGGCUCCGACUACUGGAUCAUCAAGAACUCGUGGGGCAGCAGCUGGGGUGAGUCUGGAUACAUGAAGCUCACCAGGAACAAGAACAACCACUGCGGUGUUGCCACCCAGUCUUGCUACCCAACCGUCUAAGGAUGCUGCGACGCCAGCAUCUGUUUCAUUGUCACGGAACAACGACUUGUACAUCAUGAAUAUCAAUUAGCACUUUUGUUGUAAAUGAAAGGAAAAUAAAAUACUAUGCAGUCC
This is a messenger RNA of Macrobrachium nipponense, 1164 nucleotides long. Its product is annotated as digestive cysteine proteinase 2-like. The record is from RefSeq and is a predicted model, not a curated record. Gene Ontology annotation, biological process: positive regulation of apoptotic signaling pathway; positive regulation of peptidase activity; immune response. Gene Ontology annotation, cellular component: lysosome. NCBI's taxonomy places the organism in Eukaryota, Metazoa, Arthropoda, Malacostraca, Decapoda, Palaemonidae. The transcript has 6 exons. Gene Ontology annotation, molecular function: cysteine-type endopeptidase activator activity involved in apoptotic process; cysteine-type endopeptidase activity. The coding region runs from base 91 to 1050 and encodes 319 amino acids.